Messenger RNA from Phyllopteryx taeniolatus (common seadragon), 4387 nucleotides. It is a transcript of the gene itih5, whose product is annotated as inter-alpha-trypsin inhibitor heavy chain 5. The record is from RefSeq and is a predicted model, not a curated record. Gene Ontology annotation, biological process: hyaluronan metabolic process. Gene Ontology annotation, molecular function: serine-type endopeptidase inhibitor activity. The coding region runs from base 205 to 3096 and encodes 963 amino acids. The transcript is spliced from 14 exons. NCBI's taxonomy places the organism in Eukaryota, Metazoa, Chordata, Actinopteri, Syngnathiformes, Syngnathidae.
GUGCGCUGUGAGAUUUUCCAAUUGUAAAAUAUAUGCCUUGGCUCCAGAAAGGCUGGAAGUCACUGCUCCAAGUAGACCCCAUCCUUCUUUAUCUCCCCCCUCCUCUUCUCCUUCCUCUUCCUCCUCCAGUGGGUGGGCACAGGCUGCAGGCUAAACUGUUCUCACUAACUUUGUGACACAAACAAAGUGAGAACGACGAAAACGAUGCUGCUGGUGCCUUUACUGCUUUUGUGCGGCGCUCGGUGCACGCUUGGACAAGUGGACGACUUCGAACAAGGAGACUAUGUUGAUGCCGACUUGGAUGACUUGGAUUUGGACAUCGCACCUCGCAGAGUUCCGCGACAGGUGAAAAACACCCUCAUGAAGGAGACGAGGCCUCACAUCCAGGAGCUGUCUGUCAACACCACCGUCAUCUCCCGCUACGCCUUCACAACGGUGCGCUGCGUCUUGCUCAACCGGCACGCCGCCGCCGGCGAGGGCGUCUUCCACUUUCCCGUGCCGGCCGGCGCGUUCGUUUCCAACUUCACCAUGAUCAUCGCAGGGCGGGUCUACCAGAGCCAGGUCAGGCCGAAGGAGAGGCGGAGGGUCAAGCAACCAGACGGCAAAGCUCGGUACAAAGAGUCAGGUGACACAAGUUCCGCGUUGGAGGUGGAGCUAUUCCGAAUGGCGGCCAGCAUUCCGGGAGGGAACCGGGCCGUCUUCCUGCUCACGUACGAGGAGCUGCUGCAGCGCCGGCUGGGCCGCUACGAGCACGUGACCAGCCUGCGGCCGUUGCAGCUGGUGAGCCGCCUCAGGGUGGACGUCACCAUCGUGGACCACUCGGCCAUCACCGCUCUGGAGGUCCUCCCUCUCCGGCGGAGCAGCGGGCCCAACCCGGCCAGAACGCCAGCCAAGACCGAGCCCCCCGUCACCACGACGGUCCGAAGGGAGAAGAACGUCUGCAAGAUCACCUUCAGCCCCAACAUUGUCCAGCAGGCCAAGAUCACCACCAACGGUAUCCUGGGAGAUUUUGUGAUCCGCUACGACGUCCAGAGGCAUAUGGGCAUCGGUGACGUGCAGGUUCAAAAUGGCUAUUUUGUCCACUACUUCGCACCCAAAGACCUACCGGCGGUGCCCAAGAACGUCGUGUUUGUGAUCGACACUAGCGCCUCCAUGCUGGGCACCAAGAUGAGACAGACGAAAGACGCCUUAUUCACCAUCCUGAGGGACCUGCGAGCCGUCGAUCACUUCAACUUCGUCAGCUUCUCCAACAAGAUCAGAGUGUGGCGUCCGAGUGGCCUCGUGCCCGUCACGCCGAUCAACAUCCGAGAUGCCAAGAAGUUUAUCUACACGCUCAUGCCCACUGGAGGCACCAACAUCGACGGCGCCAUCCAGAGUGGCUCGGCCCUGCUCCGCGACUACCUGUCGGGUGCCCACGCCGGCGCCAACAGCGUCUCGCUCAUCAUCUUCCUGACGGACGGGCGGCCCACGGUCGGGGAGUCGCAGUCCCCGGCCAUCCUGGGAAACACUCGCUCGGCCGUGCUGGACAAGUUCUGCGUCUUCACCAUCGGCAUCGGCAACGACGUGGACUACAAGCUUUUGGAGCGCAUGUCUCUGGAGAACUGCGGCACGAUGAGGCGGAUCCGCGAGGAGGCCGACGCCAGCGCCAUGCUCAAAGGGUUCUACGAGGAGAUCGGCACCCCGCUGCUGUCCGACAUCAGGAUCAACUACACGGCAGGCUCUAUGGACCACGUGACGCAGCACCUCUUCGCCAACUACUUCAACGGCUCCGAGAUGGUCGUCGCCGGCAAGCUGGGCAACCUGAGCUCCGAGUCGCUCCGCGUUCAGGUCACGGCCAGCAACAACGACAGGACGGUCGUCCUGGAGAGGGACGUGUCGCUCCGGCGCCGGGAGUCUGAGACGGAGAAGCGCGUGAAGGCGGCGGGGGCGGGAGUUCCCGGAUCAGGGGACGCUUUCAGUUGGCCGGCGGCGGACUUCGUGGAGCGCUUGUGGGGAUUCCUGACGGUCAAGGAGGAGCUUCGGUCGCGUCUGCGCAGCCGAACCAGCAAGGAGCGGCAAGAGCACAUCCAGCGGGCCACCGACCUCUCCCUGGCAUACCGCUUCCUCACGCCGCUCACCGGCAUGCUGGUGGACGAGCCCGAGGUCUUGGCAGACGGCAUCGCGGCGCCGACGCUCUCCGUCGGCGAGCGUGCAUCGGCGGCGGCCAACGUGGUGCCGGAUGAUGAAGACGACGGAAUGUUACGCAGGGAAGUUGACAGACAGAGUUUAACUCUCAGCAACAACAGGAGAGGUCGAGUUGAGAGGAGACCCACCAAGAAGUCUGUCACCAUCUCCAAAACAUCAGCGGACGGCGACCCUCACUUUGUGGUGGACUUCUCUCUCAGCAAGAUGGCCGUCUGCUUCAACAUCAACGGCGAGCCCGGUCACGUCCUCCGCCUGGUUUCCGAUCACAAAUUCUCCGGCGUGACGGUGAACGGCAAACUCAUCGGCGCUCCGCCCCCGCCGGGCAGCCACAAGCAUCAGCGCACGUACUUCAGCAGCAUCACCGUGGUGGUGGACCGCCCCCGCCGCGCCUACAUAGAGGUGACGCCCACCAAGGUCAUCCUGGACGGGCUGGACCGCCUGGUGCUGCCGUGCCACUCGACCGCCUCGGUGGAGAGCGGCGCGCUGUCGGUGGCGAUCGUCGGCGGGUCCAACGUGACCGUGAGCGUCGGCGCCAACGUCACUUUCGUCGUCCUGCUGCAUCGUUACAAGAACCCCGCGCCCUACCAGAGAGACCACCUGGGCUUCUACAUCCAAGACAGCGAGGGGCUCUCGCCGAGCUGCCAUGGCCUGCUGGGCCAGUUCCUGCAUGAGGAGGUGGGCGUGGUGGAAGGAGAUCCAAGUGAGAAUCCCUCGUCCGCGCUCCUCAAGGUGAGGGGCCGCUCGGUGCCGGUGGUCCGCAAGAGCCGGCGCAUCUACGGCGGCGCCCGGAGCGUGGAGUGCUGGUUCGCAAGGAACAACGGCGGCAAACUCCUCGACGGUCGCUACGAGGACUACGUGGCGACGCACAUGUUCGACACAGGUGAGGGGCAGCACGGGAGCAACUCAGCGUGAGGCCCCCCCACCCUUUCCCGCCAGACCGCCUCGGUCCAGGUACUCUUUACUUUCGGAAACGAGCUUUGGAUACCCUAGCAGAAAAUGCACACCGGGGUUUUUUUGGUAUCCUCUAGCAUUUUGGGAAAACUGCGUACACUGAUUCUAAGCAAAAGUUUCCAAGUAUCUUCGCUUCUUAUCUAUUUCUAUUGGACAUUUUUGUACUGUAAUCAUUUUACCGUUAUUUGUUAUGUUGUGUAAAUAAAAUGUUUAGAGUGGCGGUUCUCAACUGUUGUCAAAAUAAAUAAAUAAGGACAUUUCUAGGUGAUAUAACUAUCAUAAUUACUGUAAAUAUUUUGAUUUAAAAAAAAAAAAAAAAACAUUCAGACCAUGAAUAUGAAAUAAAAAACAAUUUUAAAAAUGGAAAAUGCCCACUUGUUCCACGUGUCCACAUAUUUUGACGCCGCCUAGCGAACUCGUUUGGAACGUUGUCGAUUGAAAAGCGAGGACCCCUUGUCAUUUUUUUGACUACCUGUCCGCCACCCACCAGUUGACAAAUCGUUUUUUGAGUCAGCCGAUACAUCUGUCAGCGUGUUCCGCUGACACCUGGUUGCCGUGGCAACCGGCCCUGCUAUCUCACCCCUCGAGGGAAGCGGGGCUGGGGGCCCGAUGACAAGAUGCACGCACUUGCUGCUCCUCCCUGUCAUCAGGCGGAGGUCGGGGGGCCGCCGGUCCCGCCCGCCACAGGUGUGCUGCCAGCUAAUGAGCUCCAUUUACGCCUCAAGGAAUUCACCAGCGCGCAGCCGUGUUCUUGCGUCGGUCGACUUUUAUUUUUGGCCACAGAUCAACCACAUACAUUCUGUAAGGAGCACCAUAGUGACCAGUCCCAGAGAUCAGAUAUAAAAGAGAAAAAAACAAAACAUUCAAAAGGCUAAAUCAGAAAAUAAAAUGACACAUUUUGUCCAACUUAACAACAGUAAUAACAAUGCUUUGUAAAGUUCAAGUUUUAAAGGUUAAUAACUGUAAUAUAAAAGUCAAUUACACACAACGCGAAUAAAUACAAGAUACAAUAAUCAUAAGACGGUCAUUUGGAAUAAAAGUUCUAAUGUUAGCUUAGCUUAAUGUGUAUUGAAACUAAGCUACUGUUGAGUGGCUCGCAAACAAAUGCUAUAAAAUGUGCAACAACUACCACAGUGCUCUGUAGUUGUGUGAAGCUAAGCGAACAUUCGUGUCGUGUGACAACCUCAUCAAUGUCUACAUACAAAUUUUGCCAAAUAUUGGACUUUUCUGGCAACAUUAAGCUUGUUGAUUU